Molecule: messenger RNA, 2453 nt
Organism: Psammomys obesus (fat sand rat)
Lineage: Eukaryota; Metazoa; Chordata; Mammalia; Rodentia; Muridae
Gene: Zmynd15
Product: zinc finger MYND-type containing 15
Exons: 15
Coding region: 225-2408 (727 amino acids)
Biological process (GO): spermatid development; negative regulation of DNA-templated transcription
Molecular function (GO): histone deacetylase binding
Source: RefSeq, a predicted model, not a curated record
GUCAGGCCGAGCUCCGGGCCGUGGGGGCGCGCGCGCUCGGGCGGCCCCGACGUCACCGCGGGCCUCCGGCGCGAGACCAACAAACGGGCCCAGGUUUCCUCCUCAGCAAGCCUUUCCCCUAGGCUUAGCCUGACCGCGGCUUCCCUCGAUUCCAAGCUCACGCCAGGCUUUGAGUCACUGAGUUUGUGCCCCAGUCUGGGUCUAGGCCCCGUGUAUCUGAAGACAUGGAGUUUGUGUCCGGAUACAGAGACGAAUUCCUUGAUUUCGCUGCUCUUCUCUUCGGCUGGUUCCGCAAGUUCGUGGCAGAGAGGGGGACGCUGGGGACCAGCCUUGAGGGCCGAUGGCGUCAACUGGAGGCUCAGAUAAGGAGGCUGCCUCAGGACCCUGCCCUCUGGGUGCUCCACGUCUUGCCAAACCGUAGCGUGGGCAUCAGCCUCGGGCAAGGUGCAGAGCAAGGCCCAGGGCCCGGCCUCGGGGCUUCCCGGCUCCUGGGAGACGAGCCUCCGCUCCACCUGAGGGACCUGAGCCCUUACGUCAGCUUUGUCAGCCUGGAGGAUGGGGAAGAAGGGGAGGAGGAGGAGCACGGAGAGGAGAGCCCUGGCACAGAGAAGGGGGAACCACAGGAGGGUGGGGAGCCAGCCCCUCCAAGCAAGGAAUCCCCCCAAGAAGCAAAGGCGCCUGCCGAGUCCGAGGUGGCUCAGCAGGAGGCCGGCUGUGAUGACAGCUGCAGAGAGGACCGAGGAGAGGAUGAGAGGGCGCCCAAGAAAAGGAAAGGCCGGAAGAGCGAGGCCGCCCCCCUGCACCUCUCCUGCCUUUUGCUGGUGACAGAUGAACACGGCACCAUCUUGGGCAUUGACCUGCUGGUGGACGGAGCCCGGGGGGGUGUGGCCCAGGGCCCCGGGAUGGAGAGCCUGGCCCCUCGGGCCUACGCGCUCCUGUGUCAUAGCAUGGCCUGCCCUAUGGGCUCCGGGGACCCCCGAAAGCCCCGGCAGCUCACUGUAGGAGACGUCCAUCUGCACCGAGAGCUGGAGAGCCUGGUCCCAAGGCUGGGCGUGAAGUUAGCGAAGACCCCGAUGCGGACGUGGGGUCCCCGGCCGGGCUUCACUUUUGCCUCCCUUCGGGCUAGAACUUGCCAUGUUUGCCACAAGCACAGCUUUGAAGUGAAGCUGACGCCCUGCCCCCAGUGUGGUGCUGUCCUGUACUGUGGAGAGGCCUGUCUCCAGGCUGACUGGCGCCGAUGCCCGGAUGACGUGAGCCACCGAUUCUGGUGCCCGAGGCUUGCAGCUUUCAUGGAGCGGGCGGGAGAACUGGCAAGCUUGCCUUUCACCUACACGGCAGAGGUGACCAGUGAAACCUUCAACAAGGAGGCUUUUCUGGCCUCGAGGGGCCUCACGCGUGGCUACUGGACCCAGCUCAGCAUGCUGAUUCCAGGGCCUGGCACCCCUAGGAGCCCCUGGAGCAGCGCACCAGCCCUCAACGGAGACCCUUACCAGCUUCUCCAGGGGGACGGGCCUGCCCUGAUGCCUCCAGUGCCCCUGGAGCCUCCCCGGAGCCUCUUUGGCUCGUGGAGAGACUACUACGCCUGGCGCGGCCUCGGCCUGGACUCGCCCAUGGCGGUGCUGCUCACCUACCCGCUCACUGUGUAUUACGUCAUCACCCACCUCGUGCCCCAGUCCUUCCCUGAACUCAACAUCCAGAACAAGCAGUCAUUGAAGAUCCAUGUGGUGGAGGCUGGGAAGGAAUUUGACCUCGUCAUGGUGUUCUGGGAGCUCUUGGUCCUUCUCCCGCACGUGGCCCUGGAGCUGCAGUUUGUGGGUGACAGUCUGCCACCUGAGAGCGACCAGCAGCAUUUUACCAUGCAGAGGGACGGCCCUGACGCCUCUGUGCGCCCCGCUUCUGGAGUCUCGCGGCUGAGCUCUGGAACGAAGGAGAAGGGAGGCCGAAGGGAUCUGCAAAUCCGGGUGUCCACCAGGCCCUAUCACCUGCUCCAGGGACCCAAGCCGGACCUGGUUAUCGGAUUUAACUCUGGCUUUGGUCUCAAGGACACGUGGCUGAGCUCUCUUCCCAGACUGCAGUCACUCCGAGUGCCGGCCUUCUUCACCGAGAGCAGCGAGUACGGCUGCGUGAUGGACGACCAGACCAUGGCGGUGGCCACAGGCGGGGGUACCAGCGCGCCGCAGCCCAACCCCUUCCGCUCCCCGUUCCGCCUCCGAGCAGCCGACAACUGCAUGCCGUGGUACUGCAACGCCUUCGUCUUCCAUUUGGUUUACAAGCCUCCCCAGGGCGGCGCGCUGCGCUCGGCGCCCGGCCCCGCGCCCAGGCCCCCCACCCCGGCGGCUCCCCCGGUCCCGGCGCGCAGGCGCCGCGGGGAGAAGAAGGCCGCGCGCGGGCCGCGCAGGCGCAGAUGAGCGCAGAGCGGGCACGAAAGGUUCAAUAAAGUUCUGUGUUUGAAA